UAUUUAUUUAUUUUGCUAUAUUAUUAAAGGAUGAUGAUGAACAGACUCAAAAACCUACUUCAACAGCUAAAACAUUAUCUACUGGUUUCAAAUUACCAUUUAACACACCAACAACUGCUACUUCACUAUUUGGCUCAAAAGUUGUUACUGUUUCUGCAGCUAUCACAACUCAGAGUGAUUCUGAACAAACUCAAACACCAAUAUUUAAUUCAUCCCCUAAAGUAACAUCAACUUCUGAAACCAUAAUAACUAGUGCAAGUCAAAGUCCAUUUUCAUUAACAACAAUUGCUGCUUCUACUGUUGCUACUACUACUACUUCUACUACCACCAUUACUGCAAGCAUGACUACUACUAACACAACUACUACUACUGCUGCUUCUCCUCCUGCUGAACAGAAAAGUACAAGUGACACAUCUACAUUUGGCAAAGAAAUACCAGUUAAUGUGUUUGGUCAACAAGCACAGACAGUCGAUACAUUUAACAAACAAGCUUCCCCUAUAUUUGGACAAACAGUUUUUAAUAAUAAUGGCUUUGGGAUAUCUUCAACUACUAAUUCAAGUUUUGGUCAAUCUCAAGUAUUCAGUCAGUCUCCAGUAUUUGGUUUAUCAUCACCUACGACAUCAAAUGAAGGAUCUGUCUUUGGUAAUACCACAACUACUGGAUCUUCUGUAUUUUCUUUUGGGCAAACAACAAGCUCACCCUUUGGACAACAAAAUGACGGAAACUUACUUGGACAGUCUUCUUUUUUCUACGGAUUCGGUAAUAAACCAAUCCCAGUAAAUGCAUCAAAAAAUGUAUUUGGUGGUAACGUUUCAUCAAUGGAAAAUGAUGGACAAAAGACUAAUCUAUUUGGCAAUCAAGGAGCUUCAAGUUUUGGGACAAAAUUUGGUUCUUCCACUGGAGGAAGUUUUACUUCAAAUACUGGAAGUGUAGCUCAGUCUGGUUUUGGGGCUUUUCAGCAAACUCAAUCAAAACAAGAUUCUGCAUUUGGAAGUGGAUUUAGUUUUGGAAGUGGGCCCACAUUUGGUGGUUCUCCUACUUUUGGCGGUUCUCCAACAUUUGGAAGUGGUUCACCGUUAUCUGUACCAAUUAGCAGUUCUUUUAUGUCUUCAAAUCAACCUUCUAGUUUUGCUUCAUCUUCUGUACCAACUUUUGGUUCUCUUGCUGCACAAGCACAGGCACCCACAUUUGGAGGUAUGGCUCAGCAAAACACAAUGGGUUUUGGAAGUAUGACACAGCAGUCAACAGGAGGAGGAGUAUUUGGAAGUAAUAAUAUGUUUGGAACGAAUCAGUUUGGAAGUCCUCCUGCACAGUUUGGAUCUCGAGAGUCUGGUACAAAUGCCUUUACUCAAUGGCGAUAGUGAUCAAAAUCAUGUAAAUAUUUAAUUUGUAGCAUUUUCAAAAAUAAAAUAUAUAUCUGUAUCAAAAAGCUUAAUCUGUCAUGUUUUCU
Messenger RNA from Centruroides sculpturatus (bark scorpion), 1450 nucleotides. Its product is annotated as nuclear pore complex protein Nup214-like. The record is from RefSeq and is a predicted model, not a curated record. The transcript is spliced from 7 exons. Bases 342 to 1361 code for a protein of 339 amino acids. Lineage: Eukaryota; Metazoa; Arthropoda; Arachnida; Scorpiones; Buthidae.